GGAGUUAAAGUGAAAGAUACGAAGAUUAGUGUGGCUUUUCUGCAAUAAGAUAGAGUUGAUUAAUAAGAAGAGACUUUAAUUAUUAUAUAAACGGCCAAUUACAGAAGUCGUCUCCCUCCCUCCCUCCGGAUAAGAGACUCUGCCUUUGUCAACCUUGAGUUUUCAGGGAAGAAGACGAAGAUACAAGAUAAUGGCUACUACUCCUAUUAAACUCCUAUUAAGAUACAAGAUAAUGGAGAAUCAAUCAUUCUUCUUGAUGACAAAAAAAAUAAAAAUAAAAAAAAUCAAUCAUUCUUCUCUCAACUUGUCUGAAACGAUGCGAACGAUUCAAGUUUUUGACCUUUUCAUUUCUUCAAUGUGCUUACUUAUACUGGUUUUGCCCCGGCAAGUUUCGUUUUCUGAGAAGGUAAAAGGAGUUUUAGCUCAGGGAGUGUUUUUGUUUAAUCGUGAAGAACAUCCGAGAAUUAAGUCAUGGUCGUUGCACGCCAAGUGUUUGUGUUAUUGUCUGUGUUGGUGGCGUGUUGGGGACUGCAGAGAUGUGAGAGUGCUGGCAAGUUCAGCUUCGAAGUUCACCACAUUUUCUCUGAUGCUGUCAAGCAGAAUCUUGGGUUUGGCGAUCUAGCUCCGGAAAAAGGAAGUUUGGAGUAUUUCAAGGUUUUGGCCCACCGUGAUCGCUUCAUCAGAGGUCGAGGUCUUGUCUCCAACAACGAAGAACCCCCUCUCACUUCCAUGGAGAGAAACCUCACAGUUGCAGUUGAUUUUAUGGGAUUCCUGCAUUACGCCAAUGUCUCUGUGGGAACACCAGCUACUUGGUUCUUGGUGGCUCUGGACACAGGCAGCGAUUUGUUUUGGGUGCCUUGCAAUUGCGGUACUACUUGCAUCCGUGACUUGCAAGAUGCUGGGUUUCGAAAGAGUCUACCACUCAAUCUAUACAGUCCCAAUGCAUCUUCUACAAGUUCAAGCAUUAGAUGCAGUGACAAGCGUUGUCUUGGAUCACAAGGAUGUUCUUCUCCUACAAGUAUUUGCCCUUAUCAGAUUCCCUACUCUAGCACCACCGUCACUACAGGGACAUUGUUACAGGAUGUAUUGCAUCUGGUCACAGAGGAUGAGGAUUUAAAGCCCGUCAAUGCUAAUGUCACGCUUGGUUGCGGUCAGAAUCAGACAGGUGUGUUCCAGAGAAAUAUUGCUGUGAAUGGUGUUCUCGGGCUUGGUAUGAAAGAUUAUUCUGUUCCGAGCCUUCUAGCAAAAGCUAACAUCACUGCAAACUCCUUCUCAAUGUGUUUCGGUCGUGUCAUUGGCAUUGUCGGAAGAAUCAGUUUUGGAGAUAAAGGCUACACAGACCAGGAGGAGACUCCUUUAAUUUCUGUUGAAACAAGUAUGGCGUAUAGUGUGAAUGUGACGGGAGUAUCAGUGGGGGGAGAUCCUGUUGAUGUUAGUCUGUUUGCACUGUUCGACACUGGCUCAUCAUUUACUCUCUUACUGGAGCCAGCAUAUGGUGUUUUUACCAAAGCUUUUGACGAUCUUAUGGAUGAAAAGCGACGCCCUGUUGAUCCUGAGUUUCCAUUUGAGUUCUGUUACGACUUGAGGUCUAGUAUACUAAAUUCUGAUGCUCGUCCUCUUCACAUGCAGUCCAAACGUUACAACACCCGUACAGAUGACUUUCGUUGGAGGAUCCAAGAUGACUCUCAAGAAUCCGUUUUUUGUAGCCAGGAGGGUACUACCAUGUACUGCUUGGGUAUUCUGAAGAGCAUAAAUCUCAAUAUCAUCGGACAAAACUUGAUGUCGGGCCACCGUAUUGUAUUUGACCGCGAGCGGAUGAUUUUGGGUUGGAAGCAGUCUAAUUGUUUUGAAGAUGAAAGCUUAGCAUCUCAGUCUCCUCCACCACCAGAGGUCGAAGCUCCUUCGCCACUACCUCAUCCUCUUCCUCCUGCUGCUUCUGCUACACCGCCUCCGAUCGACCCUCGCAACUCCACAAGAAACUCUGGCUCAGGCGGUGCAGCCACUCUUAUCCCUCUUGCUGCUCAACUCCUACUUCUUGUACCUUUUUUUGCCUUCCUCUGAAUCACAGAAGCCAUUUGUUUUUUGCUGGUUUGACUAUUUUAUACAUGUUCCAUUCAUAUUUCAUAAUAAUAAGCAAAAACACAUAUAUUAAAUGGUUUGAGACUUGUAAUUUUAUCUCCGGUAUGUUUUUAUUAAUAAAAAAAAAAUGGUUUGGA
Molecule: messenger RNA, 2216 nt
Organism: Capsella rubella
Lineage: Eukaryota; Viridiplantae; Streptophyta; Magnoliopsida; Brassicales; Brassicaceae
Product: aspartyl protease family protein 1
Exons: 10
Coding region: 472-2061 (529 amino acids)
Biological process (GO): proteolysis
Molecular function (GO): aspartic-type endopeptidase activity
Source: RefSeq, a predicted model, not a curated record